Messenger RNA from Rana temporaria (common frog), 4259 nucleotides. It is a transcript of the gene PPP4R1, whose product is annotated as protein phosphatase 4 regulatory subunit 1. The record is from RefSeq and is a predicted model, not a curated record. NCBI's taxonomy places the organism in Eukaryota, Metazoa, Chordata, Amphibia, Anura, Ranidae. Gene Ontology annotation, molecular function: protein binding; protein phosphatase regulator activity. Gene Ontology annotation, biological process: protein dephosphorylation.
AGUCACAUGGUGCGGUCACAUGACUGUGAUGUCAUCUCCUCCCCCCCCAACCACUCCGAUGUGGGAUCUUCCGUGAUCUGAGGCUGUAACUUGUGAAUUGGAGGCAAACACGGAGGCGCAUUGGGGACGUCCACCCUUCCCUCAGCGGCCGCACCUCAUACACACCCCCGGGAGCUGGGCGGAGACUGUGCGGGCUGCAGACUCCAUGUAGCGGCGCGGCCUGGGACACAAGAUGGCGGAUUUGUCGCUGCUUCAGGAUGAUGUUCAGGAAGAGAUAGAUGGAUUUGGUGUGGAUGACUACAGCUCAGAGUCUGAUGUGAUUAUUAUACCUUCAGCCCUCGACUUUGUCUCACAAGAUGAAAUGUUAACCCCGCUUGGAAGGUUGGACAAGUACGCUGCAAGUGAAAAUAUAUUUAACAGACAAAUGGUGGCCCGAAGUCUGUUAGACACCUUAAAAGAAGUUAGUGAUGACGAGAAGGACUGUAUUUCCGUGUUGGAAAGAGUUUCAAAACUGUCAGAUGAUCCUGAGCCCACCGUGCGUGCGGAACUCAUGGAACAAGUGCCUCACCUUGCAAUGUUCUGUCAAGAGAACAGGCCUUCAAUUCCCCUUGCUUUCUCCAAAUACCUUCUACCCAUUGUAGUGCGAUAUCUCGCCGACCAAAAUAACCAGGUCAGAAAGACCAGCCAAGCAGCAUUGCUAGUGCUGCUUGAGCAGGAGCUCAUAGAGCGAUCGGAUGUAGAGAGUAAAGUAUGUCCAGUGCUCAUUGACCUAACUGCUCCAGACAGCAAUGAUGAUGUCAAGACCGAAGCUGUGGCGAUAAUGUGCAAAAUGGCUUUAAUGGUUGGUAAGGAUAUAACAGAAAGGUUAAUCCUUCCAAGGUUUUGUGAGAUGUGUUGUGACUGCAGGAUGUUCCAUGUCCGCAAGGUAUGUGCAGCCAAUUUUGGGGAUAUAUGCAGCGUAGUUGGACAAGAAGCGACAGAGAAGAUGCUGUUACCUCGAUUCUACCAGCUUUGUUCUGACAAUGUAUGGGGUGUGCGGAAGGCCUGUGCUGAGUGCUUCAUGGCAGUGUCCUGUGCGACUUCUCAAGAGCUCCGGCGGACCAAACUUUCUUCUCUCUUUAUUAACCUCAUCGGUGACCCAUCUAGAUGGGUACGCCAAGCUGCCUUUCAAUCCCUCGGGUCUUUUAUAUCAACUUUUUCAAACCCAUCUAUUUCUGGUCAGUGUUUCAAGGAAGAAGAAUGUAAAAACAGCAAGGAUGUAAAACAAAGUGAAGCUGGUGAGAGGUAUGUGAGUCAUUCAUCUUUUAUUGCCAUGUGCUUUGAAUUAAACCUUGACCUCAAAAUGUUCAUCUACCAGAGCACACAUAAUCCAACUGAGCGUUUCCGCAAAAACAUCAAGAAGCCAAGGGCUGCUUUUGGUCCCAAAAGUGAGCUUGGUAGUGAAAUGAUGCACACCCCUCAACUUAAUGCCAUGCCACUGCCAGAGAGAAGGCAAAAUAGGGAGAAGCUUGAAGACCUCCGAAUUCUUCAUCAGCUGAUCCAACGCCAGAAAACACUGAUAUAUACGGCAAAAGGAGAUGUGGAUCCUCUAUCAGAAGAGUCUUCAGUGGAGUGCAGCAUUGUUUCUUUUACUGUGAAGUUAGACACAAACUUUGAUGAUACAGCAGAUGAACGGUUUAGGGACAGAAAUUGCUCUAGUAACUUUAUUUCACAUUGCACUUUGGAGACUUCAGAUGACUCGGUCAAUCAUCAGCAGAGUUUUCCUGACAUGGUAUCCAAGGACCUGGAAGUAGUCUGUAAGGCAGGUGCUGCUACUGGGCAAGAGCUGUUUAAUUCCUUUCAUUAUUGGAGGACUCCCAUCCCAGAGAUUGAUAUUGAUCUGGAAUUGCAUCAGACAGAAGCGGAGGCAAGCAGCCCUGAAAGGCCAGUUGUCCAACAGGUUUCAUCCCCUGUAUCGCCUAACAUAGCCAUGGCUACUAGAAAGAGCUUGAAGAGAUGAUUGAAAACCCUGGAGCCUCAUAUAGAUGAUCCAGAUGUAAAAGCACAAGUUGAUGUUCUCGCCUGCUGCACUCAAAGCAUCAAGCCUAGAAACUCAGGAAGAUACAACUCCUCACACUUGAAUCGGGAGACCAUCUGUCGUAAUAAUCUGAUGAAACCGAGGAUAAACUGCAAGAUCUCCCAUGAGGACUCCAUUCCUUUAAUUAAUGAUUCUGUGGAGUGCAUGCAGUCAACUUUGCGCUAUAUACACAGUGAUUCUGACUUGAGCAGUAGUAGCAGUUAUAGCCCCGAAGAGGAAAAAAAAUCCAAAGUUCAGGAUGUUGUACCUCAAGCCUUAUUGGAUCAGUAUUUAUCCAUGACUGACCCAUCCCGUGCUCAGACUGUUGACACCGAGAUUGCCAAGCAUUGCGCCUAUAGCAUUCCUGGAGUGGCGCUCACACUGGGCAGACAGAACUGGCACUGCCUCAGGGACACCUAUGAGACACUAGCUGCAGACAUGCAGUGGAAAGUGCGAAGAACAUUGGCAUUUUCAAUUCAUGAACUGGCAUUGAUACUUGGCGAUUCGCUCACAGCUGCCGACUUGCUGCCCAUCUUCAAUGGAUUUCUAAAAGAUCUGGAUGAAGUCAGGAUAGGUGUCCUAAAGCACUUGUAUGACUUUUUGAAACUUCUCCAACCAGACAAAAGAAGGGAAUACCUUUAUCAGCUGCAAGAGUUCUUGGUUACGGAUAAUUGCCGCAACUGGCGAUUCAGAGCAGAGCUAGCAGAGCAGUUGAUUCUUCUACUUGAACUUUAUAGUGCCAGGGAUCUUUAUGACUACUUGCUGCCAAUUGCUUUGAAUCUCUGUGGGGACAAAGUAUCGUCGGUCCGCUGGAUCUCUUAUAAACUGGUCAGUGAAAUGGUGAAGAAGUUGUACUUGGCUCCUAAUCCAGCAUUGGCUUUGGAUGUUAUGAAUAAACUUGUAGAGCAGUUUUGCCAGAGCCCAAAAUGGUCAGGAAGACAGACAUUUGUGUUCAUUUGCCAGGCUCUCUUAGAAGAUGACUGCCUUCCUAUGGAGCAAUUUGCUAUGCAUUUAAUGCCUCAUCUUCUGCAGCUUGCAUCUGACAGAGUACCAAAUGUUAGAGUUCUCCUUGCAAAGACCUUAAAGCAAACACUGUUAGAGAAAGAAUACUUUUUGACUGCUGCCAAUUCACAUCAGGAAGCUGUGGAGCAGACAAUUGUGGCUUUACAGAUGGAUUAUGAUAAUGAUGUGAAGUAUUUUGCCAGUAUACACCCUGCUAACACCAAACUCGCUGAUGAUGCCAUGAGCACCGCAUCCUCCACCUACUAAUAAAGGCCACCUAGAACUCUAACCCAAGACAGUGUUGUCUAGGGCCUUUGAAUUGUUUUCCUGUUCUACAUUAGUAGGGAGGAGGAACCACAAACUCAGAGGAUUGCCACCAAAGCCUUAAAUCUUCUGUCUUCCUGCGAUGUCAAACUUGAACUGAAUGACGAGUAACUUCUAUCUACUAGAGGGGAAACUUGUAGCCUACAUUGCCCUAAUAUAACCCAGAGGUUCACUUCCUACAUCUUUCACUGCAGGAGCUAGUACUAAAGUGAUGGCAUAUGGAGAACUGUACAUGUGCCAUAACACAUUUUCUUAUGCUGAAGCCCAUAUUAUGGAUAGGAGGUAAAGUGGCUUUGGGUCUUAUGCAGUAGCACUGUUUUAGUAUCCACGGACUGUGUCCUACAGUGAAUUUUGUCCAGAAGACUGUUCCUUACCAUUGUAAUAAUUUCCAGUAUUAUUUGCAAAGGGGAUUUUAUAAAAAAAAAAAUAAGUAUUCUCCCAUCAUUUUCUUAACAUAUAUGAAUAGUUUCCUUUCAGGAGGGUGUGUGUGUUAUAUAAGAAAAAGGGUAACAUUCCUUUUUUUUUUCUUUAAGGGCUCCCUGCUAACACUACACUAAAAUCUGAUUUUAAUCCUUAAAUGCAGCAUAUUGCUGUACUUGGGCAAGCAACAUUGCUGUUUAGUACCUCUGUUCUAAUUAGUUUUCAUGCUGGUCAUGGCCUAAAGAAAAUGCAUUAGUUCAUGUACUUCAAGUCAAGUUUGUUUUUUAACUUGAAAAUGAUCAGAUGUGAGGUGCAUCACUAUUGGUCUUCAUGUAAAUGUACAUAUCUGCCUGUGCUCUCUGGAGUGCUGCAGUCUUUAAUCCUGCUGUUUAAAGCUCUGUUGUAAUACAAGUUUAUCUGCUUGUCUGAAUAAAAUGUAUUAAUACGUUUCAAGAAA